Nakaseomyces glabratus is the source of this 324-nucleotide messenger RNA. RefSeq lists its product as uncharacterized. The record is from RefSeq and is a predicted model, not a curated record. NCBI's taxonomy places the organism in Eukaryota, Fungi, Ascomycota, Saccharomycetes, Saccharomycetales, Saccharomycetaceae.
AUGGGUUUUUCUUGGCUGGGAUUUCCGAAACCUGCUCGUUUCCAUUUUUACCAAUUUCGAUUUGCUACCAACUGUCCUUUCAUUGCUUUUUUCAUGAAGCAAUCAAGGGAUGGAGGAGCAUAUAUCGAAGAUAAGAAGAGGUUGUAUAUGGGAAACGGUUCCAAGUUCACUCUAAAAAAGGAGGUUAGAUUUUCUUUGUGGAAUGGUCCAUGGUUAACGAGAUAUGGUCGAGUCCAAGGACUGUACGGGACAGUUCCUUUUAGUUGCCAUCUUUCCUUAAGCAUAGGUAUGAUUUUAUUGUCUUUGGGAGUUCUUUACUUAUAA